Impatiens glandulifera is the source of this 600-nucleotide messenger RNA. RefSeq names its product transcription repressor OFP13-like. The record is from RefSeq and is a predicted model, not a curated record. The transcript has a single exon. NCBI's taxonomy places the organism in Eukaryota, Viridiplantae, Streptophyta, Magnoliopsida, Ericales, Balsaminaceae. Gene Ontology annotation, biological process: negative regulation of DNA-templated transcription. The coding region runs from base 1 to 600 and encodes 199 amino acids.
AUGGGGAAGAAGAUGAAACUACCAUUUCUUUACAAGAACGAAGAACCAAUUAUUCAUCAACAGCCUUCAUGCAUGCAACCAAAUAGUCUCACUUUCCAAGAAGGAAAGGAGAUUUACGUCGGGGAUCAUUCAACCGAGGCGAUGAUCAUACACGGGUUGAAGUCAAAGAGGUUGUUCUACGAUCCGGAUGGAAGUAGAUCACUUCUUUGUACUAGAGAAUCAAUUAGAUCGGAUCAUGAUCAGGGAUUUCCUUUUGAAAAGAUCAGCGUAGCUUUGGAGAUGGAUUCAGACGAUCCUUAUGGAGAUUUCAGGAAAUCGAUGGAGGAGAUGGUUGAAAUAAUUGGAUUGAGAGAUUGGGAGAGUAUGGAGGAGUUGUUGGGAUGGUAUUUGAGGAUGAAUGGGAAGAUGAACCAUGGUUUUAUUGUUGGAGCUUUCGCCGAUCUUCUUGUUGGGGUGUCUCCGCCGCCAUGUUCUGAUUCUGCUACCUCUUAUUCUUCUUUGUUUUCAUCUUCGUCUUCUUCGUUUUCAUCGUCUCCUCCCCCGUUUCCCAUUGUGAGAUUGAGGAGAAAGAGAGAUUUGAGGAAGAAAACCAAAAAAUAA